GGAUUUGAACUACAACAGUCUGGUCGAGUUUCCGACGGCCGUCCGCUCGCUCGGUCACCUCAAAGAACUUGGUUUCCAUAGCAACAACAUCCAGUCCAUCCCGGAGCACGCCUUCACUGGGAACCCGUCACUCAUCACCAUAUUUUUCUACGACAACCCGAUCCAGUGUGUCGGACGGUCUGCCUUCCAGAACCUACCAGAACUACGGACGCUCUCUCUGAACGGAGCUGCGGAUCUCACCGAGUUUCCAGAUCUGACGGGAACCAAGAGCCUGGAAAGCCUGACGAUCACAGGAGCUCGGAUCACGUCUCUGCCAUCGUCAGUGUGUGAACAGCUUCCAAACCUUCAGCUGCUUGACCUCUCCUAUAAUCGGAUCCAGACUCUUCCCAGCUUCUCCGGCUGUGAGAGCGUUCAGAAGAUUGAUCUGCACCAUAACGAGAUAGAGGAACUGGAGGAGAACACCUUCCACGGUCUGAUGUCACUACGCUCGCUUGACUUAUCGUGGAACAGAUUAUCGUCGGUGAAGUCGAACUCGUUCUCGGCUCUGCCUGCUCUGACCAAACUAGACCUGUCAUCCAAUCAGCUGUCGUCUUUGCCUCUGAUUGGUCUGCAGAGUUUAACUCACCUGCGAUUGGCUGGAAACACACAGCUGAUGGAGUUAAUAACCCGAGAGGACCUGCCUAGAGUCAGGGUGAUGGAGCUUCCUUACGCCUUCCAGUGCUGCGCCUUCGUCUCCUGUGAGAGGAGAGGAGGAGCAGGAGCAGGAGGAGGAGGAGGAGGAGGAGGCGGAAGUUCAUCCUGGGAGAGAGAGGAGUCAGCGGAUUCUCCUGGGAAAGAAACCUCCGUCCUGUCCAGCCAAGUCGAUCAGGACUGGGAGGAUUUUCUGAUCGAGUUUGAAGAUGAGCCUAAACUUCAGCACUCUGUCCACUGCAGCCCUGCACCAGGACCUUUUCGCCCCUGCCUCCAUCUGCUCGGCAGCUGGUUGAUCCGUGGAGGGGUGUGGCUCAUCGCAGUGCUCUCAUUGGUCAGCAACAGCCUGGUCGUCCUGUCAGUUUUCUUUUCCUCAGCCACUUCUGUGACACCACCCAAGCUGCUGAUUGGUCUACUAGCCUUGGUGAAUGGCCUGAUGGGAGUGUGGAGUGGGUGGUUGGCUGCAGUGGAUGCCUGGACAUUCGGCAGCUUCUGGAGGUACGGGGCAAGUUGGGAGAGCAGCUUCCUGUGUCGACUGAGCGGCUUCCUGUGUGUGUUUGCGUCGCAGACUGGCCUCUUCCUGCUCACCAUCGCUGCUCUGGAGCGAUACAUGGCCGCCGCUGCACGCCACCACAAAACCGACAGACACAACGGUCGCUCCUCAUCACCCCUCUCCAUCCGUCUGGCCGUCUGUCUGUGUUUCCUGUUGGGCCUCGCCGUCACGCUGCCCCCCCUGGUGGCCGGACACAGUAGUACCUCCCUCUGUUUGCCGCUGCCUUCCUCCUUGUCCUCAUCCUCCUUGGCCUUCACGGUCUCCCUGGUGCUCCUCGACUCAUUGUGCUUCCUCCUCAUGACCGUCGCCUACACUCGCCUCUACUGUAGAGCCAACAAAGCUCCACCCGCCGCCGAAGAGGAGGUGGCGUUGACUCGACACGUAGCCUGGCUGCUCUUCUCAGAUUGCCUCCUCUACCUCCCCGUCGCCUUCCUCUCCUUCUCCUCCCUGCUGCGCCUCUCUGCCGCCGGGCCGGAGGCAGCAAAGGGGGUGCUGCUGCUCGUGGCUCCGCUGCCGGCUUGUGUCAACCCACUGCUCUACAUCCUCUUCAACCCGCUCGCCCGGCAGGAGCUGGCAGCGCUCGCCAAACGCACCUGCGGGGCUGUGGGCGUUCUGAGACUUGGCAGGGGAGGAGGAGGAGGAGGAGGAGGAAGGUCGAGACCGAACACGAUGGAUUCAACGUACGAUGAGGACGCAGAGAAGCAGUCAUGUGACUCCACGCAGGCGCUGGUGGCUGUCGGAGGCAUGAAGGAGGAAGAGGAGGAUGAGAGAGGAAGGAGUGACACUCAGCAUUCGGUGGCGUUUGCUCCUCAUCAUUAGACUGACACACAAACACAAAUGUGAAGUUCUCACCUGCCAAAUUUCAUCUGACUCACCUGAACUCAUCAGUCACAUUCUGCCGAGACGUGACCGGAAACUGACACAAACGUAUCCGGGACGUUGCGUUGUUGCGUUGAGCUGGUCUGUUACACAGAACCACGUGGGAAGUUGUUGCUGCAAGAUAAAAAAACGAAGCUCAUGUUUUAAAUCUACGUUUUUUUAUUUUAACGACCGCGUGACGUUUCCUCCGGUGCCACCUUCAGGACAAAUUUUACAUUUCACGCUGAGAUUUUUUUUCUUUCAGCCUGUAGGGGGCGCUGCCACGACUUUUGGCAGGUGAGUCAAAGACUCACACACACACACACAUAUAUACAUACAUAAAUAUAAAUAUACACUGAUGGGACUGUGUGGUAGCAAAUGUAGCAGAGCACGGUGAAAGAAGCAACUGACAUGAAGGCGUUCACCAUGUACUGUUCUGCUGCAAAACGACCAGAACUUUGCUUCUUCAGGACAUGUUCUGCUCUCUGAUUGGUCAGUCCUGGACUUUAUACCUGAGGACACACACACACACACACACACACGCACACACACACAGACACACACAGGUAUUACAAGUCAGUCAGCAGCUUUUAUUUUGAAAUAUGACACGAUUUGCAGCAUCGUGUUACCAAAUGUUCUACCAAAUGCUGUUGAGCAUUGUGUGUGUGUGUGUGUGUGUGUGUGUGUCCACAGCUAAUAUGUUUUUGCGAGUGUGUGUGAAAGCUGCAGCGUCUGUGUGAUUUUUGUCACAGGGUCGAUUCCAGAAACUGAAAACAGUCUCCACAGUCGGACGCCUGCUCAUGUUUAAUUAUCUGAAUUGUGACGUUGAUGAUGACGUCAGGUUGUCCACGUUUAUGUUUCCUGCAUGGAACAACACGAGCGUGCUCAGAACUAUCUGAGAUGUUUUGUAGUCCAUCUUCUGGACUUUGUAGUUUUACGUCAGUAACAUCCUCCGUCACAUCCUGACGUAGUCUAGUGUGAGAGCUCAAAGCUCAAACGAACAGACAGUCCUGACCAAAAGUGUGUGUGUGUGUGUGUGUGUGAGAGAGUGUGUGUGUACAUAUUGUUGUAAAUACAGGCUACUGUGACAAUCCUAUUUUCCUGUCUGUGUCUGUGAGCUUCUGAAUGAUGUUUGUGUGUUACAGCUUCAAUUAUACUUCAGGUCAUUUCAGGUGUCUCAAAACCUGGACAUAGUCUCUGUGACGUCCCCACAGACUGUCUAAAACCUGGACGUAGUCUCCGUGACGUCCCCGCAGACUGUGUAAAACCUGGACCUUUGUUUUUUUAGACACAUGAAGUGACUCGGUGUAAAUGACGUUUCUCUGUUUGUCGUUUGUUCGUUGUUGUUUUGUUACAAACUGUAAAAUUUAAAGAUCCUGAUGAACAACAAAGAGCGGCGGUGACUAAAGGUCCCUUUACUUCGUGGCUUUCAGCCCGUGUCACAGUCUUCAUCGACUGGACGUACAGGACGGCUCCAAACUGUUCUGUCGCCAUGGCAACUGAGGACGACAUGUGAUGUGGCUCCAGAAAAAGACUUUAAGAUGAAAGAUGUUUUUUUGUGAAUUUGUGUUUGUCGUGUUCAAAGCUUUCACGCUGACUUCCUGCGGGCGGAGUCUUUUUUUUUGUCUCCUCCCACAGUCGUCGUCAUGGAAACAUUAAAGAAAAACAAAGACUUAACCGUGAGCUUUGAUCCGAUGUUGUGUAAAAUAUCUGAAUGUUUUCUUCGUGUUACUUUAGCGACGACGCGGCUCUGUGUGUGCUUCCUGUUUGUGAUUGUUGUGAGUCUGCUGUGACUCAUUCAGAGCUCAUCGAUCCUGAAACAUAUUCAUGCGUCAUCACACAGCUCGGUCACACUGCGUGUUUUCUCGUAUGAAGGUCAUCCAUGAAAGAUGAAGCAUCUAAUAUUUGAUGCAGUUUUUUGGAGGUUGAUGCUCGGAUACUCUUCAACGUGACACCAGGAGGACGUCGCGUAUCACCAGUGGUUUCACAGUUUGACAGCAGUAAUACCUUUACAGGGUGUGUUGAAUCUUACAUUUCAGUUUAUUUUCUACAGUACAUUAGUGUACCCCACUAGAUGAAACUAAAUCCUACACGCUGGACCUUUAAUGCUGUUUUAGAAGUUCCCCUGUUCUUCUCUGGUACUGAAUCCACUCUUGCAGCAUUGAUUCUGUAUGCGUCACACAGUGUUACAGUCACUUUAUUCAGCUCAGGAAGAUCUGGUUUGAUUUCUUGAACCUGUGUCAAAUCUAGACUGAUUGUAAAAAGCUUUUAGUUUUUAUCAAAAUUUAAAUUUUCUCUUCAUCUAUUGUUCAAAACUAUCCAUCGCCUCUGGUUUAAACUUAGAAUCCCAAGUCAACCAACUCAAGAACACUCAGCUUCACUUCAGCUGCGGUCACUCAUUACUAAUUAUAACAUCGCCUGCGUCAGAAACCAGGAUCCGGCUCUUCCUGUUUCUUCAAACACAACAAACUUAGUCAGUUAAUGAUCUAAUUAACUUUCUAUGAGUCUGAUCUCAUAGAAACUUUAUGAACCGGAAGAAGCGGCCGAGGUGAGUCACGCUGAAUUCAUGCUAAAGCAAUCGCACAAUUACCCAGAGCGAAGACGGCGAGCGUUGAGUCACUGUUUGUUAUUUCUGAGGUGGUUUCUUCGACGCUCAGUGACUUCCACAUGAACCACGACAGAAACGAAUGAACAUUUCCAGCAAACGGAUUAUUUUGGUUUGUAAGAAAACCUCCAUGUCUGUGAAGUGAAGUUCCUCUAACGUCCAC
Larimichthys crocea (large yellow croaker) is the source of this 4869-nucleotide messenger RNA. Its product is annotated as leucine-rich repeat-containing G-protein coupled receptor 5-like. The record is from RefSeq and is a predicted model, not a curated record. Gene Ontology annotation, biological process: activation of adenylate cyclase activity; positive regulation of canonical Wnt signaling pathway; adenylate cyclase-activating G protein-coupled receptor signaling pathway. Gene Ontology annotation, cellular component: plasma membrane. Gene Ontology annotation, molecular function: G protein-coupled peptide receptor activity; protein binding; protein-hormone receptor activity. Lineage: Eukaryota; Metazoa; Chordata; Actinopteri; Sciaenidae. The annotation marks the transcript as partial. The transcript is spliced from 14 exons.